Molecule: messenger RNA, 3152 nt
Organism: Spizellomyces punctatus DAOM BR117
Lineage: Eukaryota; Fungi; Chytridiomycota; Chytridiomycetes; Spizellomycetales; Spizellomycetaceae
Exons: 9
Coding region: 203-3028 (941 amino acids)
Biological process (GO): positive regulation of GTPase activity; Ras protein signal transduction
Cellular component (GO): plasma membrane
Molecular function (GO): guanyl-nucleotide exchange factor activity
Source: RefSeq, a predicted model, not a curated record
CUGGAAUAGGCAAUUCAUGAUCCUCACUGCAGUCCCGUCACUCAGCAUCUUAUGGUUGACUCCGUUGUCGGGGCAAGACGAUUUACCCACCUGGCAGCGCCGUUAGGCUACUUUCGAGUCUGUGUGGCCGGUUGAGUGUCGUCCUUUCCCGGCAUCAUCUCCUGGCAUUCUCUCAAAAUACAUUCCGCAUUGCGUGCACAACAUGACGUCUUUGAAACAUCAAGAAUCGAAAGCGUCUCUGCUUUCGCAGAAUGAUGAAGCUUCCCCGCUGGAUUAUUUUCUCCGAGUUCAAUUACCGAACGAUAUGACAACGGUGAUUCAAGUUCAGGGUGACAUGACUAUGUGGGAGAUACUCUGCGUAAUUAGCUCAAAGAAGCAGCUGACUCCUUCCCAUCACAUCGCAAAGAUGGUGUACUCGGAUGGGAAAGAAGAGAUCGCUGACGAAGCUAGAGCGUUGAAUACAUACCAUGGAUUGGAGCGGGUUAUAUUGCAGAAGCGAGCAGGUGAAACUGCGAAUCCAGCACGGAUGCGGCAGGGACGUAGAGCAUCGGUUGUACUAAAUGCCCCAAAACCAAGCGCCAUUCGUAUGUCCUCCCAAGAAUUUCCCAAGACGGUUACAGACGAAGCAGCACUUGCACUGCGGCUAGCAGCUGGCAAAGCUGACACGAGCUUGCUGGCGCGGAGAGGCAAGACCAUCAAAAAUGUCGCGAUGCUCUUCUUUAACAAAAAGUCAGCGACAGAUAUGUCCGGUGAACUGGGCAGUCUGAGCUCCACUCCACCGGAAUCUCCAAGACCCCCUAGCGGGUUGUCCCAGAGCGAGAACAAUACGAGCUCUUUGUCUCUUACGAUGACAGACGAGGACAAGGCUGAGAAAAAACCUGCUGGCAGGUUCAGCACUACUAGCAGGCUUGGUGUUGAGGCACCGUCGCCUAUUCAAAGUGCAGACUCCAGUCUCCAGAGCAUGGACUCUGACCUGGAUACAUUGGCGUCGUAUGAUGGAAAAAAGAGCCCUCCUAACGGUACUUACCCAAUUCUACCACCGUUACCGAAUCAAUCUGGAAACAACUUGAAAGCCUUCAGUAACGACGUAUCCCGUGAAGCUCCUAAAAAUCUGCGUCGUAGUGUGACCUCGCUUGGGUUUAAUUUCAUGUCCGGCGAUGCUUGCGACCGUGAAUCUCUCACUAACUCGUCGCAGUCAAUCAGCAUACCAGAUGGCAAGAAUAAUAGUGCAGGGGCCAUUGACGAACCAACUUUAACCUCGAAUUUGUCUUCUGACAUGUUAUCACUGUCGAGAGCGGAUUCUUUAGUGGCUCGUGAACCACAAGCCCGAGAAAAAAUUCGGAAGCGCACAAUCUCGUCACCAGCAACAAGCGGCAGCUCCGGCUACUCCACUCUCCGUCGGCCUGUAUUGCGCACCAAUCGUCAACGUUCGAACACGGACGUUCUUUCGGGCAUUGAAACCGCGAUAGAAGUACCUGAAGGUCCCAUGAGCGCCGACUAUGCUUUGACGCUUAACACCCCCACCACGCCCAUACUUGCGGACGAUCCAAAGCGAGUUGUGCUGAAAGUUUCUCUGCCAGACCUACAGAGUACUACUAUCAUGAUUCAACCGGACCUCACGAUGGAAACAGUUCUGCUCAAUAUUUGCCAGAAGCGUAAAUUGGACUUUGACCAUUAUACACUGGACGUACCAAAGGAGGGCGUGACAGUGGAGAUGGAUCGUCCUCUUUCAUAUUACAUUCAAGAAGGGAUUAAUGAAGUAAUGGUUGUAAGGAAAGAAAAGACAUACAGUACUAUGUGUGUCAGUGAAGGGGGCAGGGAUGUGAUGAUUCUCCAAUUGAUCGGGGGAAAACUUCAAGUCAUGGCCGCGACACCAGAGAAACUAAUAGAGCGGUUGACCGAUGAUGCGGAAAAGGACCCUACAUUCAUGGAUACUCUCCUCUUGACAUACCGAUCGUUCAUUAAACCGCUCGAAUUUUUCGAUCAGUUAGUAGCCCGGUUUAAUUCUGAGCUACCACCGGAUCCUUCUCCUGAAGAUGUCGAGUACUUCAAUAAGAUGAAGGUGCCAACGCAACGAAGAGUCAUUGCCGCCUUUAAAUGGUGGGUGAAACACCACUACCAUGACUUUGGAGUUGAUGGCUCCAUCAAAGCCGACUUGGAAGACUUUGUGGACCAAAUUCGAGAUUACAAUGACGGCGAGUUCGCAUCAGAUGCAGCCGAGCUAUACCGAAUAAUGGAAACCCAAAGCGAGGCGUACCAGGAGAUGUUCCACAACUACAAAACUGUGGAGCGAAGAGGCAAGACGAUUGAAGGAAUGGUUCAAGAGAUAUCCGUGGAGGACUUGAGUCAACAGCUUUGCAUUCAUAACUUCAAGUUGUUCCAUAACAUCCAUCCGAUCGAAUAUUUGAACCAGAUCUGGCAGAAGACGAAUGAAAGUUCCCCAUCAAUGAUUUAUUUCAUUGAAAGGUUCGACAAGGAGUCUUACUGGGCGAGCACGGAGAUCCUUAAAGAAAAGGAUCUAAAGAAGAGAACGAGUCUUCUUCGCAAGUUCAUUCUCACAGCAAAGAUGUGUCAAGAACUCAGUAACUUCUUCACAAUGUUUGCUCUUAUCGCGGGAUUGAACAUGCCACCUAUUCAACGAUUGAAGAAAACCUGGGAAGCGUUACCGGAUAAGGCCAAGAAGGCUUGGGCCGAGCUAGAAAAAGUGGCAGAUCCUUCACGAAAUAUGAAGAAUUAUCGAGAUCUGCUAAAUGCAGCUACUCCUCCCAUCGUCCCUUUCCUGCCCAUUUACUUGAAAGAUCUCACGUUCAUGAACGAUGGCAAUGAGUCGAAGAUCGGUACUGAACGUCAAAUGAUUAAUUUCGACAAACUUCGAAUGAUGGGCAACCGGGUCAAAGAUAUCUCUGGUCUCGCUCGGGUAGAGUACAGCUUCGAGCCCAAACCAGCAAUACAAAACUUCCUUGCCAAACCCCCGGUGGAGAAGAGUAUGACGAAACUGAAGGAGAUGUCCUUGGAGUGCGAAAAGUAGUAACACGCAGGGGCCGCAUAGUGGCACUCGGGUACAGAGGUUUCUACAAUUAGAUUUUUAACGUUUUUUUAUUUUGUUUGUUUUCGGAUUUACGGUGUUAUGUAUAUAAAUGAUUCCCCUUGAC